Penicillium taxi is the source of this 210-nucleotide messenger RNA. RefSeq lists its product as uncharacterized. Bases 1 to 210 code for a protein of 69 amino acids. The transcript is spliced from 2 exons. Lineage: Eukaryota; Fungi; Ascomycota; Eurotiomycetes; Eurotiales; Aspergillaceae. The record is from RefSeq and is a predicted model, not a curated record.
AUGCCAACUAGGCAAUCUAUCCUCAAAGAGGAACCGGUAAUUCCAACUGCGGUCCAACUCCAUACGGCUGAUGGACAGGACUUGAUCAUUGGUACUUGUGCUGGUACCAAAUGCCAACUAGGGCAGCGAAUGCAGCAAAUGCCGUCUCGAAAUUACGCCUUUGCAGACCUGAAAAAGACGUUUGGAAGGGUGCCGUUCAUUGAAACGUAA